GUGUAUUGCAUAGCUCCUGCUCAUUUCCAGCAGUCUUAGGGGGUGUCACGGCCGCGGCGAAGAAACCAAGCUGAGGUUCCUUCCACGCUCGGCUCCUACCAUUGGUCACGAGGUGCUUAGAUAGCUAGUGCUGCUGUGGCGUCGACGCGCGGUGGUGGAGAGUCCAGGAGCUAAAUAACGGCAGGGUUGGCAGGAUUGCUCCCGGCCCAGCAGCUACACGUGUGACAAGGGGGGAAGUAGAGUCGACGCCGGAGGCGCAGGCUGGCCCCGCCAGGUCGGUGGGCGGGCGCAGAUCUGGGCGCUGCAGCCAUGGAGGUCUCACCCCAUGAUGGCAUGAGGGUGGACGGCGGCAACGGUGGCGGCAGGAGUGCGGCAGCGGUGGACCUCCUAAAAGCCGCUGCACACGCAGCCUCAGGCUCGUCGGGCUUGGCCAACAAGGACCAGCCCACGACGGCCGACUACAGUGCCAACAGAAGCCUGCAGGAGCAGGUGCAGCAGAUGCAGCAUGUACUACACGCGCAGCAACAGCUCCAACAACAGCAAUCCAAGCAGGUGUUCGCCGGGUUGAACGACCUGGGUGGCGGCAGCGCCGGCCUGCAGGCGGCGGUGGCGGCGCGCCUGGCCGGGCUGCAGGCAGCCAACCUGGCGGCUGCAAACGGGGCCGCCAGUGCCGCCGCCAGCCCGCGCAACGGCGACACGACAGCACCGAGUGGCGAGGCGGCAGCGCGGUCGGAUGGCGAGCCGAACGGCAACGCUCAGGAGCGAGGCGCCGCCGAGGCUGUCGCCGCCCCGCCAGUCGGCGGCUCCCCGGUCCGUGGCUCUGCAGGCGCCACCAGCGCCGGCAACGGCACCGGUGGUGAGGACUGGGUGGGCGGGGAGCUGGUGGCAGCGUUGUUGGCGCCGCGGCUGCCGUUGGCGGCUCUGGGGCUAAGCCACGCGACUGUGGAGGGCAUGCCAAAGCAGACCUUUUUGGCGCUGCUGAGGCACGUGGGGCUGAACCUGGUGCCGCUGGGGGCGCCGGGCGGCGGCGGCGGCCUUGGCGGAGGGCUUGGAGGCGGGUUGGGCGGGUUCGGAGGCGGCGGCGGGGAGCAGGAUGGGCUGUUGGCAAGGCUCAUGCUGCAGCAGCAGCUGCAGCGGCAGCAGCAGGCACAGCAGCAGGCGGUGCAGCAGGCGCACCGCCGCGAGGCGGCGGCGGCGAUGGCGGGCCUGAUGGCGGGCGGGUCGGGCCUGACGCCGGAGCAGGAGGCGAUGCUGGAGACGGCGCGCAUGGUGGGCGGCCCGGCGGCGGUCGCGGCGACGGCGCGUGCGCUUCUCGCGGGCGGCCGCGGUGGCGGUCUGGCCGGCAUGCUCGCCGGCCUGGGCAACGGCGGCGCCGGCUUUGUCGGCGGCAGCAGCAAGCAGCAGCAGCAGGCUGACCUGGACGGUCGGGUGGCCGCGGGCGUGCGGCAGUUCGGGGAGCUGUUGGCGCUGCGACGGGCAAACGAGGCGGCGGCGGCGGCAGCAGCUGCCUCGGCGGGGCCGGCAGCGGCGGCGGCUGACGGCAAGGCGGCAGCUGCGGCGGAGGCCGAGGCGCGGCGCAGCCCCGACCAGCAGGAAGGCGGCACACCUGGCCGUGCACAGUCGCCGGCGCCUGCGGCCUCGAAUGGAGCGGCGGCCAAGCCGCCAGGCUUUGGCGAGGCGGACGGCGGCAGGAGCCAGGCCAGUGGUGACAGCAAGGCUGAGGAGGCUGCCCAGCAGGCGACGGACGCACCUGGGGUUGCAGGCGAUCAGGGCGCUAAAAGCCGGUCCGCAGCCGCUGCCGCCACCUCCGGAAGCGAAGACGGCAGGGCGCCGUCGGGGUCGAAGGAGCGGGAGGGCUCGGUGCCGGCGGCAGAGAGCAGCGGCGGCGCGGCGGCUGGCGCGAAGGCUGAUGCCGCCGCUGAAUGUAACGGCGGCUCGGCGCAGGCGGGCGGUGCCGGGACCGCUGCCGCCGCUGCGGGAGCCGCCAACGGCCCCUCCACGCCCGUGCAGCAGCUCUUGGCACAGUUAGCGGCGGCGGCGCACAAGCAGGAGGCGGCGGCAGCAGCCGGCAGCACCACAAAUGGCAGCGACGCGGCGGCCAGCAACGGCGGCGGUGGCAGUGUGACGAACAGCCUGGAGGCUUUGGCUCAGGCGCUGAAGAACGGCGGCGUGAGUGGGCUGAACCCGCAGCAGGCGGCGCUGCUGCAGCUCUACGUGCAGCAUCAACAACAGCAGCAGCAGGGGCUGGGCGGCCUGGGCGGCCUGGCGGCGGUGCUCAGCGGCGGCCUCGGCGGCGGGCUUGGCGGCGGCGGCGGCGGCCUCGCAGUCCUCAACGGCCUUUUGGGCGGCGGCGGUGGCGGCGGCGCAAACGCACAGCUGUUGCGUGCCACCGCAGGCGCCAACGGUGGCGGCGCCGACUCGCCGCUUCGCGGCGAUGACAGCGGUGACUCCGUGCCGGACGGCGUUGCAGCCGCGGCGGCGGCGCGUCCCGCGAACGGCAGCGGCGCCAGCACCUCGGCCCGCGGCGGCGGCGGCGGCGGGCGGCAGCGGCUGCCGGAGGCGCCGGCCGGCGUCAAGGGUCCCACGGGACUCCAGCUGCUCCGCAACCUGGCCAACGGCGGCGGCGCGGGCGCAACCAUGGCUGGAAUGCUGCUUCAGAACGCCGGGCUAGGCGUCGGUGGCGGCGGCGGCGGCGCACCGAAUGGAAUCGGCGGCGGCGGGGGCGCCUCCCAGUUGAUGGAUGAUUUGGAGACCAUGGGCGUGAUGGGGCGCCGCGGCGGCGCCGCCGCCGCUGGUGGCGGCGGCGGCGGCGGCGCGGGCCGCAACAGCGACGCGGCGAAGGCGCGCGGCGCGGCGAACGGAGGUGGUAAUAACAGCAACAACAGCAACAACAGCAGCAGCACCCUUGCGACCCUGCUAAAGCUGCAGCAGCAACAGCAGCAGCUGGCACGGCAGCAGGGCAGCGGCGACUGGGCUGGCGCGGCGGGUCAGGACGCCAAGCCGACGCCAAGCCAGCAGCAGCAGCAACAGCAGCAGCGACAGCAGCAGCAGCAGCAGCAGCAGCAGCAGCAGCAACAGCAGCAGGAGCAACAGCAGCAGCAGCAGCUCAAGCGGGAGCGCGAGUCCGAGCGCGACCAGCCGCCUCAACAACAGCAGCAACAGCACCAGCUGCGCCUGGGCGUCGCCGGCGUCAUGCCACUUCCGGAUGACCGCACCGAGCGGUUGUCAGUCCUGUCGGAGCUCCUACACAACGCGGUCGCCAACGGGCAGCACACGCUGGCCGGGCUGGUGCGGGUGCAGCUCCAGGCGGAGGCGCGCGAACUCAUGACGCCCACAGAGCCGCCAGCGACCAACAGCUCGACCGUGGCGGGGCUCAAGUCGCAGUUGGCGGACGCCAUGGCGGCGCUGCAUGAGUCGCAGCAGUCAGUGACCGCCGCCGCUGCCGCGGCGGCGGCGGCGGGCGCGAACGUGUCGGCGGGCGGCGCGGCCGGCGGCAAGAAGGGCAACAAGCGGCCGGAGAACGGCAAUCUGGCGACGCAGAUCCUGAAGCGGCAGCGGCUGGCGUGGGAGGCAUCGGGCGGCGCGGGCGGCGGCGGCGGUGGUGGUGCUGGGGGCAGUGGCGCCAGUGCGGAGCUUGGGCUGCAGCAGCAGCAGGCGCAAGCACAGGCGCAGGCACAGCAGCAACAACAGCAGCAGCUGUUGCUGCAGAAUGCGCUUAACGCGGCAGGCGCCGCCGGCGGCGCUGGGGCGGGGCUGGCUGGGCUGCUGGCAGCCAACGGUGGGAAUGGUGCGCCCUCCGUGCUGGCGGCGGCGCUGGCCUCGGCCCUCAAUGCUAGCCGGGCCGGAGGUGGCGGCGGUCCCGGCGCCCCGGGCGGCAUGCCCUCCCAGGCCGAGCGCCUGGCGGCGGCGCUGCGCGCUGCCAAUGGCGGCGGUGGCGGCGGCUUGCACGACGGCGGCGCAGGCGGGCCUGGCGGCUUUGGCGACCCGGCGGCGGCCAUCGCUAUGGGCCUUUCGGGCGGUGGCGGCGCGGGGCCUGACGCCGUCAUGGCGGGCGGCGGUGGCAUCCCAGCGGCAGGCCUCAACCCGGCGCAGCUGCGGUUCCUGGCGCAGCUGCAGGCCAACGCUGGCGGCGGCGGCUCUGGCGGCGGCGGCGGCGGUGUCAUGGCGGCGCUGGCAGCCGCGGCGGCGGCUGGCGGGCACGGCGGCGCCGCCGCCGGCAUCGGCUUCCCUGGCCCUGCGGUAGUUCCGCCGUCCGCCUUAUCAGGCCUGUCUGCUAGCUUCCUGGUGGGCUCGCUAGUACCCAAGGGCCGCAGGUCAAAGGGCGCGCGGCGGCGUGCGGGGCCGGAGCGGAUCGGCACCAUCCUUCGAGAGCUGUACCAGCCCACGGCGCGCGAGGUCCGUGAGAACGAGGCGGCCACAAACAACGCCAGCGCCAACGGCAGCGACCGGCGGCAGUUUGGUGAGCUCAUGGCGCUGCGGCGAGCCAAGGACGCCGCGGCCUCGGGCAACCCGCUCAGCCCGGAGCAGUCGCAGUUGCUCGCCGCCAUUUCCGCCGCCGGCGGCCACAAGGCGGCGGUCACAGCCGUGCUGGCGGGCAACGGCGCCAGCAUCUUCGGUCGCGGCGGGCCGGGCGGGCGCGGAGGCAGCGCCGGCACGGGCACAAGCGGCGCCACCGGUGGUGGCAGUGGCGGUGGCGGCGGCGGCGCGGCGCCGGUGGCAAAGAGCCGACGGAAGGGGGGAGCGCCGUCGCGUGCCGCGGACUGAUCGGGCUUGGUUGGCGUCCAUCCGUCUUGUGUGUCUGCGUGUCAGAACGUGUGCGUGUGCAGCAUGUGUAGAUGUUGCGGUGGUGUGUGGGUCUGUGGUGAUCUGGCUUUGACAUGGAACACUGGAGACACGGGUGAUGUUUAUCUGGGCGCUUCAUUGCGCCAAGCCAAUCGAGCCCACCUCGGGAACAGGUUCGACUUUGUCUCCGUGAAAGCCGCCUCACCCCGGUUAGUGCACGUGCUGGAGUGCUGUGCCGCAGUAGGGUGAUCCGGCUUGUGGUUUUUCCGGCUAUUCGGCCGUACUGUAGUGCUGGGUUCAUAAGAACCGGGGCCCCUUUCCGCUACCGUAGUGGCGGCAUUGCGGAACUGCGCGUGUGCCGUGAGCCCAGCCAAACAAGAUGAACAUGCACACAUGAGUUCCCAACAGUCCAUGACAGUUUCAUAAAUGCAGUCAAGGUCGUUUACAACGCGCACGGGGGAUUCAACCUCCGUAGGAUGCAUAGUAAAAAACGGCAGGACCGCAGCUGCACCUGCCAUGCGGCCGCAACUUGCAAAUAUACUGCUUUGCUGGACGGAAUUGUGAAGUUGCAAUCUGCGAUUGUGGUGCUUCCUUUGCGGUUGGGGCGGACUGCGUCCGCUCGUCACACAGGUAGAACGGUGUUGGCAGCUGGCGGCUGUCGGCACUUGGGGGACGUACCGUACAUAUACAACUGAACUGUCCCUGGCUUUGAAUGUGCCAAGAACAUGCUCUUGUGAACUAUGUGCUCAUGUGCUGGGUGGUGCUGACAGGUCCGCCCGUAGGGUCAUGUCAGCUACACGCUGUGGUAUUUCCGUUUAUGGGUUAGCGGUGUUUGCCAGCACACCGGUCUUACAGGUGCGGCUGCUAAGGCUUAAGCUACUAAGACCGCGGACUCGGCACGCGUGCGCAGGACCGCGCAGUGGACUGACAAGCAGAUUGACAAGAGGUUACGGAGCAGGGAGGUGCCAGGGAGAACUGCGGGGAAGUGCAUCAGCGCAUGGGCAUUUGGGGCGUCGCUGUUUGCCUCGGUCACGCGCAGUAACAGGGCUUGAUAUUGCACGCCUGUCAGACAAGCUAGGGGUUAGACCAUGGUGUGCAUCAAGGAAUGAACUUACAUCUAUAGCUCCUGCGGCACCUAUUGCGGCUGAUUUCGCAUUACGCUGAGCAGGGUUGGCCGCGGGUGUUAACUGAAAGACACGGCAGGGGAAGGGUGCGUGACUCCAGAAGGAACGCACCCGCCAUAUAAGCACGUCAAUAAAUGGUAUUCUUUCCUUCAACGACGUUUGCUUUGCGUGCCGUUGCUUCUUUUGCUGACUGCCGCUUUCAAACGCUGAACAACGCCUGUUCAUUCAGCGCGUGUGCUCCGAGUCGUCUGGGUGUGGAGGCAAGUGGCGUGCGCACACGUGUAUCGCAGGCCUUGUACAGUAACGGUACGCCGGCCCGAGGGGUCCGAGACCGGUAUGGUAUCCAUGUGGGAUGUUCACGUUGUAAUGUCGGAUGGGA
Messenger RNA from Chlamydomonas reinhardtii, 6285 nucleotides. RefSeq lists its product as uncharacterized. The transcript has 5 exons. The record is from RefSeq and is a predicted model, not a curated record. NCBI's taxonomy places the organism in Eukaryota, Viridiplantae, Chlorophyta, Chlorophyceae, Chlamydomonadales, Chlamydomonadaceae. Bases 310 to 4764 code for a protein of 1484 amino acids.